Molecule: messenger RNA, 1090 nt
Organism: Magnolia sinica
Lineage: Eukaryota; Viridiplantae; Streptophyta; Magnoliopsida; Magnoliales; Magnoliaceae
Exons: 2
Coding region: 36-869 (277 amino acids)
Molecular function (GO): protein binding
Source: RefSeq, a predicted model, not a curated record
GCAAAGAGAGCACACGCAAGCAAGCAUAGUGGGCCAUGGAUAACCGGGCCGGCAAGGUAUGUUGGGCUUCGCUGAUCGAUGGAGUCCUGAUCGAAAUCUUCUCAAAGCUGGACUUUGAUUCGCUGAUAUCAGUAGCAAGCGUAUGCCAUUCAUGGCGCUGCGUGGCCCAUUAUACAGAGAGCUGGGAUCGUGUCCACUUCUGUCAUCAUGAAAGAUUCGUAGACAACUACAUCAAAGAAACCGUAGCAGUGGAUAAUCAAGAGAGGCUGUUCAGGGAAUCUAAAUACAUGAUGAGGCAUGUUGGAGCUGGAGCCAAGUCGAUUUGUGUCCGCCCGAUUGCUGACGACACAAUGGUCCAGAUGAUCGCUGACAGAUGCCCGUCAAUUGAGUCAAUCUCCCUUCGAGAUUGUGAUGGAAUCUCACCAGCCACUCUUCUCAAUCUAAUCCGCACUUGCAAGCACCUGAAACUCAUCGACGUUAAGUCCUGCUCUGCUAUCUCCGCAUCAGUGAUCGAAGAAAUGGGUCAAUCUUGUCCAAGCCUCAUGGGUCUCAAUUUGGGCGGUCUACAAGUGACAGAAGAAAUGGCAACAGCAAUAGGGAAAUUCAUGCCAAAACUCAAGUGGCUCAACCUCAGCAAGACCAGUAUAUCUUGUGAAGGCCUUUCUAGCAUUCUAGACUCGUGCACUCAGCUAGAUCAUGUUAGCGUCAAAUGCUGCCGUCGAAUAAUCAUGAAGGAUGAGCUCAAGAACAAGGCCAGUAGAAUUGCAGAGUUCAACUACUCCCCUGGAGUUUCACACAUCAAAUUGGACCGGGCAUGCCUGCUAAGAACCCGUCAUAGUGUAUGUCGUAGAAGCAUUCCACGGCCAUGAGCUUUUGUAUCUUUAAACAUGUAUUGCAUGUAAUUCAGAGUUCAACUAGUUUAAAGAGCUGGGUCCGGCUCCAUGGCUCAGUGGAAGACAUUUGCUGUUUCCACACUGAAAUCAUGGGAUCGAAUGCUCAUGUGAGGCCUGUGGGGUGUGGUUGUGUGUGAAAAAAAAGAAUAAUAAUAAUAAUUCAAAAAGCUAUUUAAGGUUGGAACAUGAGAUUUUGG